GAAAGUAAAAAAAAAAUCUUAAACAGAAGGAGACAUUGUAAUCUACCGAGAAAUAAAGAAAGCGCAAAAACACAAAACACACAUCUGUUUCGUCGCCUUUGCACGUCACGCCUUCAUCGCCACUGCCUUCCAUCGCCACUGCCUUCCAUCGCCUCCGGGUUUUCAAUUGACAAUUUCGGAUUGCUCGUGAGAAAAGGGCAUAGUAAUAGCAGAGGCAAAUGCUAAUGAUUCUGAAGCUGAUUGCGUGAUAGAUUCAUCACUGUGGAGGUUUUAAUUAGCGUCCAACUCGUUCAGGAUGAGUUCUGAAUUAUGUGGAUGAGGAUUUGGAUCGCUAAUUCCGAGUUAGUUCAGAUGAAGUGUUGUUGAAUUACUUUUGUAUUUUCAGGUUCUUCAUUAUAAAAAAAAUCUCCAGUAGUUCAUGAGUUCGCUUUGUUAGCCAGUUGUAUUACCUUUUCAAAAUGAACCCAUAUAGUGAAAAUCAAGAAGAAGCAACUGUAGCGGGAUUUGAAGUUCCAAAAUCACCUGAUUCGAGUUACAACAACGUGUACCCUGGGAAUGAAGAUGAGACACGGGACCCACCCAUGGUUCCUGCACAACUGCAAGACACAUUACUAAGCGGUCCAACAAGCAGAGACCAAUCUGAAUCCCUUCGAUUACCCCAGCAUGUGAUUGUCAACCAUCUUUACAUUGAGAACAGAGAAACCUCGCGACCUGUUGUGGCACUUGGAAUCACUCAUCGCUUCCGUGCGAAAUUCGUUACUGUCGUACUCUACAAACCUGUUCAAAGAAGGGGAAGUACCAGUAAUUGAUUUGUGCAUAUUGUACUACCUACCUUACGAGCCUUUAUUUUAGGUUUGUUUAGUUUGUCUAUGUUAUGAUUGGAGGAAAUUAUAUAAAAACCCAAAUGGGAACUAGCAGCGAAGCAUAUUUAUGUUGAUGAAGCUGCUGGUGAAACUUAAUGUUGAUCCUUGAAAAUUUUCUGGACUUGAAAUCAUCAAAUAGUUUGAUAAAGAGUAGAUGUUCCAUAAAUUCAAUUUGUUA
Molecule: messenger RNA, 1041 nt
Organism: Camellia sinensis
Lineage: Eukaryota; Viridiplantae; Streptophyta; Magnoliopsida; Ericales; Theaceae
Source: RefSeq, a predicted model, not a curated record